Molecule: messenger RNA, 441 nt
Organism: Lotus japonicus
Lineage: Eukaryota; Viridiplantae; Streptophyta; Magnoliopsida; Fabales; Fabaceae
Exons: 1
Coding region: 1-441 (146 amino acids)
Molecular function (GO): nucleic acid binding; RNA-DNA hybrid ribonuclease activity
Source: RefSeq, a predicted model, not a curated record
AUGGGGCUGGUGGGUUUUGGUUUGGUUGUGCGGGAUAGGCAUGGUGAGGUGCUUGCUUCUGCAGCACAACACCUCCUUCAUGAUUCUUCGCCAAUCAUGGGGGAGGCAAUGGCUCUUAGGUGGUCCAUGCAGCUUGCUGUUCAGAUGGGUUUUCGGCGUGUGCUGUUUGAGACGGACUGUUUACAGCUCUUCCAACGUUGGAAGAAGCCGCCAGAUGACAGAUCUUAUUUAGCUAGUAUUAUUGUUGAUAGUUUCAUGUUAUCUCGUUUUUUUUAUUAUGUUGACUUGUCUUUUGUUCGCCGGGGGGGCAAUUCUGUUGCUGAUUACCUAGCUGGCAAUGCUUCCAGUUAUUCUGACAUGGUUUGGUUGGAAGAGGUUCCAGCUGAGGUUAUUGAUUUGGUUCAUGCUGAUGUAAUGGCUUCUAUGCCUACUUUUGCUUAA